Bipolaris sorokiniana ND90Pr is the source of this 1125-nucleotide messenger RNA. RefSeq lists its product as uncharacterized. NCBI's taxonomy places the organism in Eukaryota, Fungi, Ascomycota, Dothideomycetes, Pleosporales, Pleosporaceae. The record is from RefSeq and is a predicted model, not a curated record. The transcript has 4 exons. Bases 178 to 1125 code for a protein of 315 amino acids.
CCGCCCUAUCGUCUCAUCUUCACUUAAAGAACCACCCCUACCGACCCCAAAAUCGUAACCUUUUUUAAAAAUCUCAAAGAAAAUGACAAGAAAGACGUAACCCUUAAUGCCCGCAGCAUUUUUAAAUCCCUACUAUUCUUAUCACUAUAAUUUUUUUUAAAAAAAAUCAAGCCCAGAAUGGCGCUUCCGACACAGACUACACAUCUCCAUCCGGGGUACCUUGUCACACACCUCUAUCCACAUCACCACAACCCAUACUACCCCUCCGCUCGCCACCCUCUCCCCCGACCUCACUCGAACACUAACAACGCCGUGCGGCCUGGAACGCGGGGCACGUUGCUUGUGGAUUGGGAUGGGAGUGGGGAGCCGCUCUUGUCGUAUCGAGGUGGUGAUGGGGCGGAAGACGGUGACGCUGGUGGUAUUUGGGAGGAGGAGAUGAAAUGUGAAGAGGAGAGCGGGGAGGAACCGCUGUUGUCAUAUCGAUGCGGGGAUAACGAGGUUGUGGAAUGUGAAGAGGAGGAGAGAGGUGUGAGGGAGGUGUUGGAGGAGAUGAUGAUGGAUAAGGGGGUGGAAGAGAAAGGUAAGGAGAUGGUGAAGGAGAGGAAGGGGGAGGGGGAGGGGGAGGUACAGACGGGGUUUUUGAUUCGGAGGAAGCCGGUUCCUGUACGGCAGGAGGGGGAGGAGGGGAAGAGGGACGUGGAUGUUGGUGUGGGUGUGUGUGUUGACAAGGCGGUUCUGGAGGUUGGUAAGAGACUUCCGGAAGUACCUGGUGAAAAGGAGAUGGAGAGAUUGCCUAUAUUUUAUAAGUACGAGGAGGCGUCGAAUGAGCGCGAGGAGGUGAAGAAGAAGGAGAAUAAGGGGAGUGUAGGAAGGUUGGCCGAAGUAUUGAAGGAAGAGGGGUCGGAGGUUUGGGGUAUGUUGAAGUAUGAGGGGAAAGAGUUGAUGGCUGUUUUGAAACAUGAGGGGAAGGAGCUGUUCGAAGAGGUUAAGGAGGACGGGAAAGAGUUGUUGGAGGGUUGGAGGGAGGAAGGGAGGUGGCUUUCGGUGGUGUUGAGGAGGGAGUGGAGGGAUGGGAGGGUAGUGGUUGGGAAAAGGAUUAAGAAGUGUGUCUGGUGCUACGUAUAG